Messenger RNA from Coccidioides immitis RS, 609 nucleotides. RefSeq lists its product as uncharacterized. The coding region runs from base 1 to 609 and encodes 202 amino acids. The record is from RefSeq and is a predicted model, not a curated record. The transcript has a single exon. NCBI's taxonomy places the organism in Eukaryota, Fungi, Ascomycota, Eurotiomycetes, Onygenales, Onygenaceae.
AUGGCCAACAACGCCACUGAAGGUUCCGACCUUGGAGACACUCAACAAAGUCCUCAGACACGCGGCGCGCUCUCCCUGACCGGCAUAGAAAACGUUUCAUCCAGUGAAAAAUCCGCCCGCAUCGCCGCCUUGGUCAGUGACAUCUACGCUUCCAUCAUCUUCAUAUCCAGGCAUGUCAAGGCCGGUACGCUGUCCAACCACCACUGCAAGCCCCUAUACGAGCUAGUCAGCAACAUUUUGAUCGUUGAAAGGAAAGAGAAGCGCAAAUUAUUGCGGGAGCUGAGAAGGCAGGAUUCUAGGAUAGAACGGACAGCGAGACGCCACCAGAGGGAUAUCAAGAAACUGUUGGAGCUGGCGAAAAGUGGGAUCGUGCAUUUGCGCCGCAAGGCGGAGAGAUUGCAGAUGGAGUUGGAUGAAUUGAAGGGGAAGAGGAAGGUCAGCCUCGGACAUAUCGAGAAAAAUCUAUCUACAAAGCUUAACCUUGGGAACAAGCUGGACACGGCGGACGAGACUGUAGGACAAGAAAUCCAUGCAGAGGGCAAGGAGGCCAAUCCGUCUUGCAGAAAUGAGUUAAAGGUGGAUGGCACUGGGAAAAAAAUCCCUGCUUGA